Molecule: messenger RNA, 903 nt
Organism: Paramormyrops kingsleyae
Lineage: Eukaryota; Metazoa; Chordata; Actinopteri; Osteoglossiformes; Mormyridae
Source: RefSeq, a predicted model, not a curated record
AUUUUUAAUUUGCCCUUGAAAAUGUCAUUCAGUUUGAUUAUUUCCCUUCUUUCAGUUAUUGGCAGAGGAGGAGAGCAGAUUACAAAAAUUCAGCUGGAGUCCGGCUGCAAGAUCCAGAUUGCCUCAGACAGCGGCGGCCUGUUGGAGAGGCCCUGUACUCUGACCGGCACCCCGGAGAGCAUCGAGCAGGCCAAGAGGCUGCUGGGUCAGAUCGUGGAGCGCUGUCGCAAUGGACCGUGCUUCCACGGCGAGAUGGAGGGCAACAGCGCCAUCCAGGAGAUCCUCAUCCCAGCCAGCAAAGUGGGCCUGGUCAUUGGCAAGGGUGGAGACACCAUCAAACAGCUGCAGGAAAGGACAGGAGUGAAGAUGAACAUGAUCCAGGAUGGACCCAUGCCGACGGGCGCAGACAAGCCCCUGCGCAUCACGGGGGAUGCGUACAAGGUGCAGCAAGCUCGAGAGUUGGUGCUGGACAUCAUCCGGGAAAAGGACCAGGGAGACUUCCGAUUAGGAAGGAAUGACUUCGCAUCUCGGCUGGGAACAAGCAGCUUGGACGUGUCUGUGCCGAGGUUUGCAGUUGGAAUAGUCAUCGGCAGGAACGGCGAGAUGAUCAAAAAGAUCCAGAACGACGCUGGUGUGAGAAUCCAGUUCAAACCAGAUGACGGCAUCAGCCCGGAACGCGUGGCGCAGGUGAUGGGCCACCCCGAGCGCUGCCAGCACGCACUGCACCUCAUCAACGAGCUGGUCCACACUGCGCAGGUACGGCCCGCGUACCUCCUGCCUUUUCUAUGGAACCACUCACUGACACUGCGACAUAUAUGCUAUGGGGGGGGGGGGAUGGUGCUCCUCUGCCCCCAUUGCACAGUUGGAGCUGGUUCCUUUCCAUAUCCAACUCCUGGGCCCUGA